Messenger RNA from Amaranthus tricolor (Joseph's coat), 2087 nucleotides. RefSeq names its product protein NRT1/ PTR FAMILY 1.2-like. The transcript has 4 exons. NCBI's taxonomy places the organism in Eukaryota, Viridiplantae, Streptophyta, Magnoliopsida, Caryophyllales, Amaranthaceae. Gene Ontology annotation, biological process: transmembrane transport. Bases 104 to 1816 code for a protein of 570 amino acids. Gene Ontology annotation, cellular component: plasma membrane. Gene Ontology annotation, molecular function: transmembrane transporter activity. The record is from RefSeq and is a predicted model, not a curated record.
ACAAAUAGUAGCACAAGUUGAAUCAAGUUAAAGUUGAACCAUAGUAAGCAAAGGAGUCAACUCUCAAGUCAAGUGAGCACUUUAUUUUAUCCAACAAAGCAACAUGCUUGAAGAACCUCUCUUAGCAACAACCUCAAAGGGUGGCGUAAAGACCCUUCCUUUCAUCAUAGCAAAUGAAUCAUUUGAGAAAGUGGCAAGCUAUGGACUUUUGCCUAAUAUGAUAACAUAUUUGAUGGGAAGCUAUGGAAUGAAAUUGGCAACUGGGUCUAAUUUCAUCUAUUACUGGUCUGCUGCUACCAGUUUGGCCCCCGUUUUGGCUGCUUUUCUUGCUGAUUCUUAUGUUGGUCGCUUUUGGAUGAUUGCCCUUGGUUCCAUUAUUAGCUUUCUGGGCAUAACUCUACUAUGGUUUACAACAAUCAUUCCUUCAGCACGUCCAUGUGAUGAUUCCGGUACAAUUUGUACAUCCCCAACCAUAUUCCAACUUACAAUACUUGUAUCCUCAUUCAUCAUCAUGUCAGUUGGUGCUGGUGGUAUAAGAUCAUCUUCCUUAGCAUUUGGUACCGAUCAAUUAAUCAAGAAAAAAAAUGUUAAUCAUAGUGGUAUUUUAGAAAGAUUUUUCAACUGGUAUUAUUUUGCUACAUCUGUUUCAGUAAUGAUUGCAACUACAUUUGUUGUUUAUGUUCAAGAAAAUUUUGGUUGGAAACUUGGUUUUGGUGUUCCUGUUAUAUGUAUGUUUUUGUCUGCUAUUUCUUUCCUUUUGGCUUCUCCUUUGUAUAUUAAGUUGAAGGCUGAGGCUGGCUCCCCUGUUGGAUUUACUCAAGUGUUCAUGGCUUCAUGGAAGAAGAGACAUUUUAAUGUUUAUGAAUCGCAAGAUGAUCAAUUCUUGUACUUUAGGAGAAAGGGAUCAAGGUUAAUAAAGCCAACUCAUAAAUUAAGGUUCUUAAAUAAGGCUUGCAUGAUCCAAAACACAGAGGAAGAACUAACAUUAGAUGGAGAAAUCCGGGACCCAUGGAGGCUAUGUACCAUUGAACAAGUAGAAGAACUAAAAUCUCUCAUAAAAGUUCUUCCAAUAUGGUCAACAGGCAUUAUAAUGUCCACAGUUACAGCUCAAACGCCUUUCAAAGUUCUUCUCAUUAAAACAAUGAACCGCCAUAUCACUUCAAACUUCCAAAUCCCAGCUGGUUCUUUCUCAACAUUCACAAUCAUCUCAAUCAUAUUAUGGAUUGCAAUCUAUGAUCUUAUAAUCAUUCCUUUAGCCUCAAAACUUAUGAGAAAACCAGUGAAAUUGAAUCCAAGAGCUCGAAUGGGAAUCGGUAUCAUACUCUCAUUUCUAUCAAUGGUUAUAACUUCUUUAGUUGAAGGUGUUCGACGUGAAACUGCAAUCAAGGAAGGAUUUUCCGAUGAUACGAGUGGGGUGACUGACAUGUCCGCCUUAUGGUUGUUACCUCAUCAUUGGUUUUCUGGCAUGGCCGAAGCUUUCUAUACAAUAGCACAAAGUGAGUUUUUUUGCUCAGAAUUUCCUAGGAGUAUGUUGAGUGUUGCAACAAAUCUUCAUGGUGUUGGUAUGUCUUUGGCAAGUUUGAUUGCAAGUUUUAUAUUUAACACUAUUGAUGAACUUAGUAGUAAUGGUGGGAAAGAAAGUUGGGUUUCAAGCAACAUUAACAGGGCUCAUUUUGAUUAUUAUUAUUGGGUUCUAACUGGUUUGUGUUUGGUUAAUUGUUUUUAUUAUUUUGUAUGUGAUAAAGCUUAUGGGCCUUCUAGUGAUGAAGAGCAAGAUAAAUUAUUGAUUGAUGAGGGAAGUGUAGAAAGUAGAUAAAUGUAGUGUAUUUGUAUUUUGUAUGAGCUCUUUAUCCUCUAGAGGGUAGUGAUCUAUAAGAUGUGGAUCAUCAUUAUUGCUACUAACAUUAUAGUUUUAGAUAUAUGUGAGAAUUAUGUCUUGUCUCAGUUAGAGAUUGUAUCGUUUUUUUCAGGUGAAAUUUGGGUUUAAUUCUUUUUUUGGCAAAGUAAAUAUUGUAAAGUACCAGAAAAAAACCACAGUAUACGUCCUAAAUUCAAGAGACUUAAACGUCAUCUCCCAACCGAAGCUU